AUGAACGUGGACGUGGACGUGGACAUGGACAUGGUCGUGGACGUGGACGUGGACGUAGACAUGGUCGUGGACGUGGACGUGGACGUGGUCGUGGACCUUGACGUGGACGUGGACGUGGACAUGGACGUGGACGUGGACGUGGACGUGGACGUUGACGUGGACAUGGACGUGGACGUGGACGUGGACGUGGACGUGGACGUGGACGUGGACGUGGAUGUGGACAUGGACGUGGAUGUGGUCGUGGUCGUAGACGUGGACGUGGACGUGGACGUGGACGUGGACGUGGAGGACGUGGAUGUGGAGGACGUGGACGUGGACGUGGAGGACGUGGACGUGGACGUGGACGUGGACGUGGUCGUGGACGUGGAGGACUUGGACGUGGACAUGGAGGUGGACGUGGACGUGGACGUGGACUUGGACGUGGACCUGGUCGUGGACGUGGACGUGGACGUGGACGUGGACGUGGACGUGGACGUGGACAUGGACGUGGACGUGGACGUGGACGUGGACGUGAACGUGGACGUGGACAUGGUCGUGGACGUGGACGUGAACGAGCUUGCCUGGUCCAUGAACGUGCCUGGUCCAGGAGCUUGCCUGGUCUAG
Messenger RNA from Closterium sp. NIES-65, 603 nucleotides. NCBI's taxonomy places the organism in Eukaryota, Viridiplantae, Streptophyta, Zygnematophyceae, Desmidiales, Closteriaceae. The record is from the annotation of a GenBank genome assembly.